This is a messenger RNA of Tyto alba (common barn owl), 5213 nucleotides long. RefSeq names its product oncostatin-M-specific receptor subunit beta. The transcript is spliced from 20 exons. Gene Ontology annotation, biological process: cytokine-mediated signaling pathway. The record is from RefSeq and is a predicted model, not a curated record. The coding region runs from base 318 to 3113 and encodes 931 amino acids. Gene Ontology annotation, molecular function: protein binding; cytokine receptor activity. Gene Ontology annotation, cellular component: membrane; external side of plasma membrane. Lineage: Eukaryota; Metazoa; Chordata; Aves; Strigiformes; Tytonidae.
CCGGGGGAGGGACGGCCGAGCGCGGCCGCGCCGUAGCUUUUCCCGGCACUGACCGAGGCCGGCCGGCGCGUCCCGCAGGUCGCCGGGCGGGAACGUGCCUCCCGCCCCGUCACGGCGGGAGCUGUUCGGCGGCUGCAGAUGUCACUGCUUAACUGCAGCGGGGAAGUUGCGGAUUUGACCUGAGCAAAAAUUACUGAGGGAUCAUCUAAGCCAAACUUUUGCUUUGAAGGAGAAGCAGUUUAUUUAGACUAUUCACGAACUACCUACUGAAGGAGAUAUCAUCUCUUCCCAAGUUUUGUGCAGGAACAGGUGGAUGAAUGAUGAAUUACUUCAUGGUUCUGGCAGUACUGCUUCCCCUGAGGAUUUGCUAUACUACGCACUCACAGCAAGAGUCCAUCGUGUUUCCAGUAACAUACCUUAACAUUUCCAAGGAUUUGGCUCUUCAGCGGCUGCUGGUGGAAUGGGAUGUUGGCAGAUCAGCACAUGAUGCUGAGCUGGCAAUGUCUUUUGAAAUACAAGUCCGUCGAACAGAUGAAACUACUUCUGUGUGGACGGAGUUUCAUAAUGUUACACUUGAUAAAUCAGGAAAGCCUCUUCAUUGGAUAUGGGAUUCAGACUUACCUUUGGAGUGUAUGGCACAUUCAGUGAGGAUCAGAAGCAAAGCAGAAGCAUCAAAAAUCUGGAGUCGAUGGAGUCUGUGGGAGACUGUUCUGGGCCUGGACACUUCAAAUAACAGUAGACCACAAAUCUUUCCAAAUGAAAAAAUUGUAGAGGAAGGCUCUGACAUCACUCUUUGUUGCAUUGGAAGGAAAGGUCAAGUCAUUAAGGAAUUCUUUCUAGACCCAGCUGUUCAUGGUUUCAACCGCACAAAUGGUCAAGUUGGACUUCUCACUGUGAAAAAUGUGGCACAUCAAAAAGUGCCUCACAUCUCUGUCUAUUGUAAAGAGUCUUGCAAUGAUGAUCAUUGCUAUGAUGAGGCCGUUUUCAUUGUUGGUAAACCACCUGAUACACCUAGUGAUUUUUCCUGCCAAACCCAAGACAUGAGAAUAGUAACAUGUACUUGGAGCCAAGGAAGAGACACCAAUCUUUACGGACGUCAUUCACCAAAAUACACCUUGUCUGAAGAGUUUUCCCAAAAACCAGUUCCAUGCACAGUAAGUUGUUCUGAGCAGUGUUCAUGUUCUUGGGAUAUAGACCAGCAGAGGAUCUGUAAUAUUACAGUGACUGUGGAAAACCCACUGGGAAAGAAAACUGCCACGGAUGUUUUUGAUGUAACUCACAGAAUUUAUCCUGCUGCACCUUUCCAGCUGUGGGAAGAAUGCACAGAUACAGAAAUCACAUUACAUUGGAAACAUCGAAACAAAGGAAUUGAACUCUUUUGUCAGACUGAAGUGCACCAGCCUGAUGGGAAAGUAGAACUGCAUAAUGGCUCACACACGCAUCACCAUUAUGGCAGCAUCACCCUGGGUGGACUGCAGCCAUACACUGCAUACACAGCUAGAGUACACUGCGGGGCAGCUAAGCAUUUCUGGAGGUGGAGUGAGUGGAGCGAAGCCCGAACCAUCAGAACAAAGGAAGCAACUCCAUCAGGGAAACUGGACAUCUGGAGAGAAAUUACACCUGUUCUGGGAGGGCGGAAUGUAACCUUGUUCUGGAAGCAAGCACCAGGUUUUCAAGCAAAUGGAAGAAGUAUUUCAUAUGAAGUAACUUGGGAAAAAGUAGAAGGUGGCUCUAAGCCUGAAAGCAUCUCCUUUUCAUCAGCCUACAAUAGCACAAGGAUUUCAAUUGAUAACCAUUCCUACAGAAUCAGUAUCAUGGCAAAGAACAAUGUUAAUUAUUCACUUCCUUCAGUAUUGAUCAUCCCUAGAGCUACAGGUAACAGCACCAAAGAGCUUAAAGAAGAACAGGUUAAUGGCACAGAUGAUGGCAUAUUUAUUUCCUGGGAGCCCAGACAUAUAUAUGACAGUUAUAUUAUCGACUGGUGUAACUUUCCGAAACUGCAGCCUUGUGAUUUGCAGUGGAAGAGAUUUGGGCCCAACACUUCCAGUGCUUUGAUCAACUCAGCUGCUUUUGUUCCGGGGGUGAGGUACAAAUUCCACAUCUAUGGAUCUGUUGUUAAUAGAGCCUUCUUACUGGAGAAGAAGACUGGUUAUCUCAGGGAGCUACCUCCUCUGCUUGACCCUAUUGUGGAAAAAGUUGAACUGACUUUCAAUGCAGUAACAAUAUCUUGGGAUUCUUAUUCCACAAAUGAGUUACAGCCUGGUUUUGUAAGAGGCUACCAUGUUUAUAUUUCACCUAUACAAGAGGACUGCAGUUUGAAAGGAUCCAAAAAACAUGUUCUUCCAGAUGAUUCAGUGCUAUGUAAAUACACAAUUGAAAACCCAGAAGAAAAGAGAUACACUGUGAAACACCUAUUGUCAAACACAAAAUACAGACUGGUGGUUAAAGCAUAUACAGGUGGAGGAGAAACUCCCAUUGUUAACUUUAGAUACAUAGAUACACCAUUUAACUCAAACACGCUGUACCUUCUAAUCCUGCUAGUGAUAAUUCCAUCACUAGUAGCUGCUAUAUGCCUCUGGAAGAUGAAGUGGGUGAAGGAGUGCUGCUGUCCUGUAAUACCUAGUCCUAACAAGAGCAAAGUGCUGUCAUUUGGAGAGUUUAAGAUCAAUUCUGAGAAAGUAUUGAAAAUAAGUGACUGCAUUCCCGACAUGCUAGCAGUGGACAGUAAUGUUGAAGACCAGAAAUUAUGUCCAUGGAGCCAGCUGUCUUCAGCACCAACAGAAGAUAGGACUGAUGGUCACAACUCUUCCUGGAUUUACCCUAAUGGAAAUGAAGAGAGAGGCUUUACACUCACACCUACACCUCAGACUCAUACUUGGUUUGAAAAUUUUGCUUAUUCUUCUCAUCUUGCAGUUGAAUCUGACCCUUAUCAAAUACCGGAGACACUAGUAGCAAGCAAGCCAGAACUGUCAGUAGUGCUGUAUCAGCCACACUACUACUUUGAUAUUUUUAAUGAAGUUGCUGCCUCAACACCCAAAGAAACAGCUGGCAGAAAGACCAGUCCGAGAUAUGUUUCACAAACAGAUGUGCACUGCCAAGGGAGGAGACCUUGAUGUACUCUCUGUAAGUCCAUCCAGUGUUUGGUUACACAAUAUAAAUAAGAAUUUCUGAAACCCUAACAACUUUUUUUGAUGAGGGCUUUCACAAGCUCAACCGCCCAACUUCUGUUAACAUUACAAAGCUCUUGCUUCAGGACUAGUUUAAAAAUACUGACUUGUGCAGAGGAAUGAUGCAUGCUAUGGUUUCAUCACAAGUUACAGGCAUUAUGUAAGAUUUACAGGCUGUUUUGUGGCCUGUAUUAUGUAGUAGGUUAGAUCACAGCAGUUUCUCAUAGCCUGAUGUAAAGAACUACUAUAUUUUGCAGAGAUUGAAAAUUUAUUCAGAAAGUAGAGGAGCAAGUUAAACAAGCAGGUAGGCUAUUGUGCUCAAGAAGUGUAUUAAUGCACUUGAAGUAUUCUGUGUGUGCUUACUAUGUCCUCUGGCCAUCCCUAGCCAGUGUGCAUUGUGCAUGGACCAGCUUUGGUGUCCGCCUCAGCCCAGUAACACUGGGGAGGGGUGGGGUGGUGUGGCAGGAAGGUUGUAUUUUCUCUCUCUCAAAGGAUGUAAGGAAUCAGAAUGGAAGGGUUACCUGCAUUCAGUGUGGUGCAUUACUGAAAGAUUAGGGUAACUUUGGCUUCUCUAGGAAUGCUAUCCUCUGCACCAAAAUCCAGUAAUUGUCCUGCUUUUACUUCACCUGCCUUCUAACUACACUUGGUGGGUGAAAGAGCAUGGAAAAUAGAUUUUUAUAGUACAGGCCCCUGUUAGUGGGCUGAUGCUCCCGUAUCUGGUAGCUGGGGGUCCUCACACUUCUGCCUUCUCUGCCUAGAAGAGUGACCCUUUAAAAUCCUAAACAAAAUCCUUGUAACUAAACAAUGAAACCGGGAGAGUUGAGUGGAAAGUAACAGUUAUCCCAGGAGGACAAGUGUUUGCAGAGGUGUCAUCACAGCACUGUCUCUCCACUUGUGCACAUGAACUUGGCUCAUUUUGGCAUUAACCCCUACACUUAUGUAACAAGCCCCGAACAACCAGGUAAGCAGAGACAGUAGUCAGAUGUAUAGGUGUAAGAAUCCUGUUUGUGAAGAACAUUACAUUCAGGCUGCAUAUUUAGCUAGACUUUCCAACACUGCUUUUGCAUGUAUUUUAAAAAAAGUAAAUUACAGUAGGCAGCAGCAAAUUUGGUCUUCCAUUUCGACUUAAAAAAAUCGUAUAUUUGUCAUGAAGCAGAAUAGGUGGAAUUGUAUCUGAAAGUCUCACCAGAUUAGCCUCCUUAGUCUACAAGGAACCCUUUGGUUUUGCCAAAUGAUGAAGCUGUCAGGAAUCUUUCACAAAUAAAAGAACUCUACAUAAGAGCACAGAACAGGAAGUUCUCAAAAGGGGAAAAAAAUGAAGUGUUUUUUACAAUUUCAUCUUCAGCUAAUUUGUUAAAAUGCAGUUACUUGUCUUCCCUCUGUUUAACUAGGUAAUCACACUUCCUAAAAACUAGACAGCUGCAGAUAGAAUGAGUUUUGAAACUGGACCACAUCUAGGUUUUGCAGUGUUGCUUGUAGACAGUGUUGUAAUGUCCAUGAGCUGUGUUGCAACAGGAAAAGCAGUAAGACCUUAGCUGUGACAAGCACUGACUGCAGAGGGAGAAGUCUUCAGGCAGGCCCAAGGUGAGGUACAACCACACAGGUGCCUAAUGGUGGUUAGAGGUAUCUGGUCAACAUACACCGUGGUGUCCAUGUGUAGGCUGCACACAGAUUUACUUGAGACAUAGAAAAACUAAUGCAGUAUAGUCCUUCGUUUCAGCCAUCAGAGAGUGGAGUAAGAAAGCGUGGCUGGUCACAUUUAGUUGAACUGCAGUUUGACAGAGAACAGGAGGCUGAUUUGAUGGAGACAUCCCAGAAAAACUCCUUCUCCCUUUACAUUAUUCUCCUUCGAGUUACAAUAAAUUUGAAAGUUUGACACCAUACAUAGCAUCUGUACAAAUUAGAACAUGUCCUUCUCCAAGUGUUUCAUCACAUUGUAUGUACUUGAGUAGUUUAAACAUUUUACUGUUGGUAAAAAGGCCAACAAACAGAAGGGAGGUCUUCUGCCACUACUGAAAUAAAACCCCCUAGUUGUGCAUUUCAAAA